UCCCUGCCCGUCCCACCCCCAUUCCCAGUGCAACCAACAGCUCACUGCGCCUCUCCUGCAGCGUGGUUGGCACCGGCUCCUACUCCGGCUUCAGCCACCACCACCACCCCCAUUUUGGCAUCAGCCUGGGACACAGCUUCGGCACUCAGUCUGACCAGUUGCAUCUUCCUUGCCUGAUCCUGUCACGCCAGCUCCUGCUCUGGGAUCCAGUAACCGGACCCCCAAACCAUGGCUGGUCCCUUCUCCCGUCUGCUGUCUGCCCGCCCAGGGCUCAGGCUCCUGGCUUUGGCCGGAGCGGGAUCUCUAGCUGCUGGAUUUCUGCUCCGCCCGGAACCUGUAAGAGCUGCCAGUGAACGACGGAGGCUAUAUCCCCCAAGCGCUGAGUACCCAGACCUCCGAAAGCACAACAACUGCAUGGCCAGUCACCUGACCCCAGCAGUCUAUGCACGGCUCUGCGACAAGACCACACCCACGGGUUGGACGCUAGAUCAGUGCAUCCAGACUGGCGUGGACAACCCUGGCCACCCCUUCAUCAAGACUGUGGGCAUGGUGGCUGGAGAUGAGGAGACCUAUGAGAUAUUUGCUGACCUGUUUGACCCAGUGAUCCAAGAGCGACACAAUGGAUAUGACCCCCGAACAAUGAAGCACACCACUGACCUGGAUGCCAGUAAGAUUCGUUCUGGUUAUUUUGAUGAGAGGUAUGUAUUGUCCUCAAGAGUCAGAACUGGCCGAAGUAUCCGAGGACUCAGCCUGCCUCCAGCCUGCACUCGGGCAGAGCGGCGAGAGGUGGAACGCGUUGUGGUGGAUGCACUGAGUGGCCUGAAGGGUGACCUGGCUGGACGUUACUAUAGGCUCAGUGAGAUGACAGAGGCUGAGCAGCAGCAGCUUAUUGAUGACCACUUUCUAUUUGAUAAACCUGUGUCCCCAUUACUGACUGCAGCAGGAAUGGCUCGAGACUGGCCAGAUGCUCGUGGAAUCUGGCACAACAAUGAGAAGAGCUUCUUGAUCUGGGUGAAUGAGGAGGAUCAUACACGGGUCAUCUCCAUGGAGAAGGGUGGCAACAUGAAGAGAGUAUUUGAAAGAUUCUGCCGGGGUCUCAAAGAGGUGGAACGGCUAAUCCAGGAGCGUGGCUGGGAAUUCAUGUGGAAUGAACGUUUGGGAUACAUCUUGACCUGUCCAUCUAACCUGGGCACUGGACUUCGGGCUGGAGUGCACAUCAAACUGCCCCUGCUAAGCAAAGAUAGCCGCUUCCCAAAGAUCCUAGAGAACCUAAGACUUCAGAAGCGUGGGACUGGAGGAGUGGACACUGCUGCUACAGGCAAUGUCUUUGACAUCUCUAAUUUGGAUCGACUGGGCAAGUCAGAGGUGGAGCUGGUGCAACUGGUCAUCGAUGGAGUAAACUAUUUGAUUGACUGUGAACGGCGUCUGGAGAGAGGCCAGGAUAUCCGCAUCCCUGCACCUCUCGUCCAAAGCAAACAUUAACUCCCUGUCACUGGCAGAUGACUCAAGAUCCCCAGGACUUCUUCCCAUUUAAUGGUGACCCAUUAUACUUGUCCUGAACCUGUCCCAACCCCCUGCCCCCAUCCUAGUAAAGACUUCUUGUUAUGCUUCA
Molecule: messenger RNA, 1612 nt
Organism: Sciurus carolinensis (gray squirrel)
Lineage: Eukaryota; Metazoa; Chordata; Mammalia; Rodentia; Sciuridae
Gene: Ckmt1a
Product: creatine kinase, mitochondrial 1A
Exons: 10
Coding region: 229-1482 (417 amino acids)
Biological process (GO): phosphocreatine biosynthetic process
Cellular component (GO): mitochondrion
Molecular function (GO): creatine kinase activity
Source: RefSeq, a predicted model, not a curated record